CGCCAUGUCUCUCCGGUAACACUAACAGCCAUUGUCAGUCGACCACCACUCGCCGUCCUGCCAGCACCCAACAAGUUUAAUUAACCGAGAAAAGAUGGAAAAGAAGACUGCGGGAGGUGAAGGAUGGCGGGUCUGGAUGAAGAGGAACAUGUCGUAUCAGCCAGAGUUGAUGCCCAUCAAGAUCAUCCUUUUCUUUUUCUUUGCUGGUCAAGCUGCCUACCUACCGUUUCUGACCCUCCACAUGCAGACCCUGGGAAUCACAUUCAAGGAGAUCGCAACUAUUUACUCCUUCCUACCCAUCUCAUCUCUCCUUGGACCUCCAACCUCAGGUCUCAUGGCUGAUACCUUCGGAACAUACAAGCUGGUGAUGGUGGCGAACAUGAUACUCAGUGUGUUACUUCAUGUCGCUCUCCUGUACAUACCUUCCCGUCCCCUCGCGCCAUCCCUCACAUUCACCUGUGAUCCUGAAGGUUACCACCUAAUCUGGCAGAGUUGUGACCUUUGUCACGAACACCGCAACCACACCCAAGUGCAGCUGACACUCGAGAACUGCAAGUACCAGUGCGAGACCCCACCAGAGGAGGACCCUCGAAUCUGCCUGGGUGUUGAUGAUCAGAGUCACUGCAUCGCCCUCAACCUCACCGACCAGAUCCUUACGAACGGAACAGUGGUAUCAUGGCUUGAGGAGGACACCUGUAGCCACACCUGGUAUGACCUAAUGUACGAGGACAAAGUGUUCCAGGGCCUCGCCUGCCCUUCACAGUGCUCUUUGGAGUGCCAGGUGAAUGGAGCGCCGCCCUGUAAUCAUCCUGACGACCCUACAAACAGUUAUAAAACCUUCUGGUUGUACUUUGGCAUACGAAUGGUUGGCACCUUCUUCAUGUCGUCUGCUUUCACCAUGUGUGAUGCAACGACCCUGGCACUCCUGAAACAACACGGAGGUCAGCUAGGCAUCCAACGUCUUUACACCCUUUUGGGGUUCUCUGUGGGACCCUUGUUGGCGGGAUUCCUCGUUGACAAAUUCAGCACUAACUCAGCUGUGCCAGAUUACUCUUCGUCACUCUACCUGGGCUUAGUAUUUGUCCUUCUUCAGCUCCCACUCGUCUCCAGACUACACUUUACGGUGGAUAUGGCAGGGGAUAACGUGAUGCGGCACCUGGCCAAGUUGAUGACCCGGAUGGAGAUAAAUGUAUUCCUGGUGAUGAUUCUCCUUCAGGGUUCUAACUGGGGCUUCAUCGAAAGCUUCCUCUUCGUCUACCUUAAGGAGCUCGGUGCACCUACUUAUCUUUUAGGUUUGACGUUGACAGUGGGGAAUAUAGUGGGCGCCCCGCUGAUGAUCAUUCUGGACAGGGUGGUGGAUAAGCUCAGCCGUCCUGUCGUCUUCACCAUCUCUUUCCUCACCUACUCUGUCAGGCAUUUCGGAUACUCCUUCAUAAAUGACCCAUGGUUGGCCUUCCCCUUUGAAAUCCUUGAAGUGUUCACGUCUCAACUUAUGUGGUUGGCAGCACUCUCCUACUGCCCCAUCCUCGCACCUAGGGGCCUCCUUGCUACCAUGACUGGCCUUGCUGGCUCAGUGCACUACUCCCUCGGUCGCGGGGCAGGGUCUUUGCUGGGUGGGGUCCUCAUCAGCACCUACGGCACCACCUCUGCUUUUAGAAUCUUUGGUUACAUGUCCCUGAGCUGUGGGAUCCUCUACUAUAUAGCCCACCACUUCUACCUCAAGGACAAGUUGGCAGCCAGAGAGGAAGAGGAGGAACUUCCUGAAGAGCAAGUGGAAGAGAAGAAGUCCAUGUUGGAAAAGAGCUCUACACUAGGCAGCACCUACGAAAUGGCUGCUAUCACCCACUGAGGUUCUUCUCUACCACCAACGACUUCCUACAAAUACUGUACUCUCACACCCUUCACUCAAUCACAUUUGUAUGCAUCAUGUUCUUAAAAGUCUUAAAAGUCAUUGCUUCAGCAUGUACUGUACAGUUGCAGACUAAAUUCCCUGAACACUUGGCAACAGGUAGUAGGCAGCUACCAAACA
This is a messenger RNA of Homarus americanus (American lobster), 2029 nucleotides long. RefSeq names its product major facilitator superfamily domain-containing protein 6-like. The record is from RefSeq and is a predicted model, not a curated record. NCBI's taxonomy places the organism in Eukaryota, Metazoa, Arthropoda, Malacostraca, Decapoda, Nephropidae. The coding region runs from base 95 to 1849 and encodes 584 amino acids. The transcript has 13 exons. Gene Ontology annotation, cellular component: membrane.